CACAUUUUCAAAAACGAAUGGGAUUUCCUUUAUAAAGCAACGUUAACUGGAGAAUGGAAAGACACGGCACAAAAUGGACAUGAUUUUUACAACAAAGAAUCUAAAGCAAGUCGCAAGAAAAACGCCCGAUCUCUGGCAAUAAUCAACAAUGGUGACACGGCAGAGUGGGACUGUACCUGUUUGUUUUUUGCCAUUCUGUACUCGGACAGCAUUGGUAAAACCUUAAGCCCAGGUGUCCGUAAAGAGGUCGAUGAUAUUCGUCAGGUGCGAAACGAGAUUGCUCAUAUCACCGAGGCUAAGUUGACAGAUGCCGACUUCCAAAAUUCUGUAGACAGAGUGUUGAACGCUUUUACAUCCCUUGGUCUGGCUAUAACUGAGAUUCAAGAAAUAAAGAACCAGAAGACCUUUCCGACGAAGGAAGUGGAAAAAAUUAGGAAGCAAGUUUGUGAUCUCCAAAUCGAGUUAGAUCAGACAAAAAGCACUCUUCAAAGUACCGAAGCUGCCCUGGUUUCUCUCACACAGGAAAUAAGUUGGGAACUUCAGCCAUUUUGCAUUCUCGCAUUGUGCCCACCACACGAUACUAUCAGGCGCUCGCAUGAUAUUGAAAGAAUCACUAACGAAAUGAAGGAACUUUACAAAAGUUCAACUGGGUCAGUCAGUACAGUGUAUUUGUCAGGAAAUCCAGGAUGUGGCAAGAGCCAACUUGCCCGGGAAAUCGGACAACAGUUCUUUUCUAAACAAAACAAUGAUCUUAUCUUUGUGGCGACACUGAACACAGAAAGCAUUGACAAACUUGCUGACUCUUACCUCACCCUUGGGAGACACUUAGGGAUAACAGAAUACGCGUUGAAAGGUUUAGAAUCUAUAAAAGAAGAGAAACCUAGUGAAGCAAUUAAACAGCUCCAUCGCUUGAUUUUGCCGAAGACCAGCAAGUUUACCAAAUGGUUGAUAAUAGCAGACAAUGUGAUUGAUUUACGCUUAGUCCGCGACUUGCUUCCUCAAACUGGCAGUAAAGAAUGGGGCCAUGGGCAAGUGCUGAUAACCACUCAAGAUAGUGGAACAAUUCCUCAAAACGCUCCCCACAUGUAUCAGGAAUCGUUAAGCAAAGGAAUGAGGCGGGACGAGGCAGUGGAAUUGCUGAAAACAGUAUCGCGAAUUUCCGAGCGAGUACAAGCAGAAAAUGUCGCUGAACUUCUCGAUUUUCAGCCACUGGCCUUAGCUGCUGCUGCUUAUUUCGUGCAAACUGUUGUGACCAGUGGGUCUUCAAAUUAUAAUUGGAAAGCAUACCUUCAAGACAUAUCAACAUACAGCCAGCGAAAAUCGGCCGAAACUGUCCUUGCUAAUGAGAGUCCAGCCUACGCUAAAACAACAUUGGCCGCAGUGGAAAUGGCUAUCCAAAGAGCUGUUGAAACAGACGAGGUUCUUCUUCAUACAUAUUCUUUUCUUUCGCUCUGCGCUAACGACGACCUACCACUCGAAACUGUUUUAAAGUUCGUCAAAGCCCAAGUAAAGGAGCAUCCAGAGGUUUUAAUGAAGGCAAACAUUGUAAGGUCCUCUUUAAGUCUUUUUCAUUCCGAGGAAGGGGGUGAACGAACUUAUUUACGUUUACAUAAAGUUGUACACGACGCUUUGAAACGAGGCGAGAUAGCUAACCUGAAAUCAUACCGGGAGAGUGACCACACCAUGGCAGAAGCGGUAAAGAUCUUCAACUCCCAACUCGAAGAAAAUUACGAGAAUUAUGCGUUUUGUAAAAAAUUGAGGCCCCACUGUGAAUCUUUACUUAAGCAGAUGACGUCAGAGUUUAGUUCAGAUAAAAGUACUUUUUCAGAAAGGUUUGCGCUCUUCAUAGAUUUGGAUACAGUUAUUGAUUGGUUGCAUAAUCUCGCCAGGGUCUGUCAAAAAAGCUCCUAUUUCUUCUUUGCGAAAAGUGUGGUUAACUUAGCAAACGACCUACUGCGGAACUUAGACGACAUUUCAACAGGUGCGUUUGCUCGUAAAGGAAGGAUUUUGAAUGUAACUGGCCAAGUGCAUCACGGGCUGGGAGAAUACAAUCAAGCCAAAGAACUUCACGAAAAAGCACUGAUAAUUCGCAAAAAGAUUUUUGGUGAAGAUCAUGCCGAUGUAGCAACAAGUUAUAACAACUUGGCAUUAGUGUACGACACUCUGGGAGAAUACAAUAAAGCCAAAGAACUUCACGAAAAAGCACUGAUAAUUCGCAAAAAGAUUUUUGGUGAAGAUCAUGCCGAUGUAGCAACAAGUUAUAACAACUUGGCAUUAGUGUACGACACCCUGGGAGAAUACAAUCAAGCCAAAGAUCUUCACGAAAAAGCACUGAUAAUUCGCAAAAAGAUUUUUGGUGAAGAUCAUGCCGAUGUAGCAACAAGUUAUCACAACUUGGCAUUGGUGUACAAACGUCUGGGAGAAUACAAUCAAUCGAAAGAACUUCACGAAAAAGCACUGAUAAUUCGCAAAAAGAUUUUUGGUGAAGAUCAUGCCGAUGUAGCAACAAGUUAUAGCAACUUGGCAUUAGUAUACGACACCCUGGGAGAAUACACUCAAGCAAAAGAACUUCACGAAAAAGCACUGAUAAUUCGCAAACAGAUUUUUGGUGAAGAUCAUGCCGAUGUAGCAACAAGUUAUAACAAUUUGGCAUCAGUGUACGACACCCUGGGAAAAUACAGUCAAGCCAAAGAACUUCACGAAAAAGCACUGACUAUUUACAAAAAGAUUUUUGGUGAAGAUCAUGCCAAUGUAGCAACAAGUUAUAACAACUUGGCAUCAGUGUACGACAGCCUGGGAGAAUACAGUCAAGCCAAAGAACUUCACGAAAAAGCACUGACUAUUUACAAAAAGACUUUUGGUGAAGAUCAUGCCGAUGUAGCAACAAGUUAUGACAACUUGGCUUUAGUGCACUACACCCUGGGAGAAUACAAUCAAGCCAAAGAACUUCACGAAAAAGCACUGACUAUUUACAAAAAGAUUUUUGGUGAAGAUCAUGCCGAUGUAGCAACAAGUUAUAACAACUUGGCAUUAGUGUACCGACGCCUGGGAGAAUACAAUCAAGCCAAAGAACUUCACGAAAAAGCACUGAUUAUUUACAAAAAGAUUUUUGGUGAAGAUCAUGCCGAUGUAGCAACAAGUUAUAACAACUUGGCAUUAGUGUACUACACCCUGGAAGAA
This is a messenger RNA of Porites evermanni, 3180 nucleotides long. The record is from the annotation of a GenBank genome assembly. Lineage: Eukaryota; Metazoa; Cnidaria; Anthozoa; Scleractinia; Poritidae.